Messenger RNA from Huiozyma naganishii CBS 8797, 627 nucleotides. It is a transcript of the gene YAR1, whose product is annotated as Yar1p. The coding region runs from base 1 to 627 and encodes 208 amino acids. The transcript has a single exon. Gene Ontology annotation, molecular function: protein binding. The record is from RefSeq and is a predicted model, not a curated record. NCBI's taxonomy places the organism in Eukaryota, Fungi, Ascomycota, Saccharomycetes, Saccharomycetales, Saccharomycetaceae.
AUGACUCUACAUAACGGACCUUUAGACCAAGAAGAUCAGGAUGCAAUUAUACUAGAUGCCAGAGCUGGUGAUCUGGAAUCUCUGAAAGAGGUUUUUGAAACACUAAUAGACCCCUCGAGGCUAUACACCUGUCGAGAUCUUGAUACAAACUCGACUGCGUUACAUAUGGCUGCUGGUAAUGGCUAUGUGGACGUUGUUGAAUACAUCUUGGGUACAGUCCCCCCCGCGGAAUUGAAAAAGUACGUGAAUUUGCAAAACAAUACGGGGAACACUGCCCUUCACUGGGCGUCCUUGAACGGUAAAUUGGAUGUUGUCGAACUACUGUGUGACAAGUUUGAAGCAGAUCCAUUUUUAAGGAAUCAAUUUGGCCACGAUGCCAUCUUUGAAGCUGAAAAUAAUGGCAAAGAGGAGGUCGAGAACUUUUUCUUGAAGAAAUACGAUGUCGAACCAGAAAGUGAUGAUGAGGACAGGAAGGACAGCGAUGGCAAGAAAUCUAACGUUGCCCCUGCCGUGAACCAAAAUAAGGAAGUUCAGAUAUCGGAGGGGACAGAAAUCGAAAGUAUCACCAAAGAGGCGACAGAAGCUCUGAAAGAGCAAACCGAAAAGCUAACCUUGCAAGAUAAUUAA